AUGGCAGAAGCUCUCCAGAAACUGAUAUUAGAUACCUUGGAGGCCGAAACUACUAUCAAGGAUACGCGAUCUCUCAUUCUCCCUGGUCAAGCACAACCAGCUUCUUCAAAUGAAGAUCAGAUCGUCAUCUUGGGAGCGCUGAACUCUUUGCUCAGUCGCGACAUGAUCCAAUACGAAACACAUGAAGUCAUAACCCAUGUCAAUACUGUUGAAGGUGGUCAGAUCCUGAAAGACGGUUCUCAUGAAGCACGCGUCUGGUCUGUCCUCCCUGUAAAAGGUCAUGGAGAACCCAUGACACCCGCCCAGUUGAAAAAGGAGGUUGGAGAAGAGACAGCCAAAGUCGGCCAAGGAAGGGCCUUCAAAAAUGGCUGGAUUAACAAAGAAGGUGCUGGAUUAGUGAAAGCAGUAUCUGAAAUUGAAGAUACCACGCAAAAGGAUCUCCAAGAGAUUGCUUCAACUGGCACUUUGAAGGCUGGAGAGAAGGUUCUCGUCGAUUUGCGAAAACGUAAACUCGUCGCCCAGAAAAAAGGGCAAUGGUUCACAGUACAGAAGGGACCCCAGUUCAGCACCUCAACUGCGAAGCCUGAGACAGAUUUAACGGCCGACAUGCUUGCCUCUGGCUCUUGGAAAACUGCGACAUAUAAAAAAUACAACUUCGAGGCAGAGGGUAUUCCUACAUCAGGAGGAGCUUUACAUCCUCUGUUGAAAGUACGCGAGGAAAUCCGGAACAUCUUCUUGGAGAUGGGUUUCGCAGAAAUGCCAACAGCCUCUUUCGUUGAGUCUGGAUUCUGGUGUUUCGACGCGUUAUUCGUGCCACAGCAACAUCCAGCAAGAGAUUUGCAGGAUACCUUCUAUCUAUCAGAUCCCAAGCGUGCUCUUCCACCCAAUCCAGAGUACUACAAACGCGUGUCGACAGUUCACGAACACGGAGGGUUUGGGUCCGCAGGAUAUCGGGCGCCGUGGUCUCACGAAGAAUCGAGCAAACUAUUGUUACGAACACAUACGACUGCAUCGUCAGCGCACAUGCUCUACAAACUCGCCGCAAGAUGUCGAGGAGAGGAACCGCAAGACGACACCGCAGAGUUCACUCACGGCGCCACUUCAACAACAGGACGGAAAGGCGACACAGGGAAGAAUGACGACGGUUUCCGGCCAGCCAAGUUGUUCAGCAUCGACAGAGUAUUCCGGAACGAGACCAUGGACGCCACUCACUUGGCGGAAUUCCACCAAGUAGAAGGUGUGGUUGCAGAUCGUGAUUUGACGCUGGCCGACCUCAUUGGUUUCAUGAGGGUUUUCUUCAGCAAAAUGGGUAUCGAACAAGUCCGCUUCAAGCCUGCGUAUAAUCCUUACACGGAGCCUUCCCUGGAAAUCUUCGCUUUCCAUCCUAUGCUGAAUCGUUGGGUGGAAGUCGGAAAUAGUGGCAUGUUUCGGCCCGAAAUGUUGGAGCCUAUGGGCUUCCCGAAGGACGUUCGGGUCCAUGGAUGGGGUCUCAGCUUAGAAAGACCGACAAUGAUUCGAUACGGGAUCAACAAUAUUCGAACGCUGGUGGGACACAAAGUUUCGAUAGAGGGCAUUGAGAAUUCUCCUGCGGUAAUGUUCUAG
Messenger RNA from Cyclocybe aegerita, 1602 nucleotides. NCBI's taxonomy places the organism in Eukaryota, Fungi, Basidiomycota, Agaricomycetes, Agaricales, Hemipholiotaceae. The record is from the annotation of a GenBank genome assembly.